Molecule: messenger RNA, 2886 nt
Organism: Adineta ricciae
Lineage: Eukaryota; Metazoa; Rotifera; Eurotatoria; Adinetida; Adinetidae
Source: the annotation of a GenBank genome assembly
AUGACCAUACAUAGACUUAUAUCAUUGGUGCUAAUAAUAUGUUUAUCUAUUUUAAACUGUUGUCAGUCGAAAUCAAAUAAUCUCGAUGUUUGUUCGUUAUGGUCUGACAAAGAGAAGAAUUCGAACGAAUUAAAGAGUUUUAUUUUCACCAAUGUCAAACCGGAAGGUGGCAGUGACGCUGGAAGAUUCUCAAAGAUUAAAGUAAACAGUUGGGAAGAAUGUGUGAAUCAAUGUUGUCAGUUUAAUCGAUGUAAUGUCGUCUAUUGGAUCGCAUCAGUAUGUGUUCAUAUAGAAUGUAUUUCCGACGAGAUAUGUGCUCCGGUAGAAGCAAAUCUCAAUGAGGAGACAAUGUAUCUCCGAGUUCGUUCAGUUCAAUCAACAGCAGCGGCUCUUGAUUAUGAAGAUCCCGGUCGUGAUGAAUGUAACGAUACCAAACUGUGCAAGAUUAAUGAACAAUGUGAACAAAUUUCCGUCAGUGCUCAGAUACAACGUAAUAUAUGUUCAUGCGAUCACAAAAGCGGUUAUCGUCGUAUCAAUGGCGUUUGCCGUCAAUAUUUACCUAAUACAAAACCUUGUGCAAUCUAUGAAAAAGAUUUUCAAGAGACUGAUGAUAACGAAGAUCUCGAUCAGACUGUUAAUAGAGGGCGGUGUAAGAAAAACGAGGAAUGCUUACCACCAAAUGAUCGUGCUAAACAUGGUUAUUGUCAAUGUAAACUUGGCUUUCUGCGUACAAGUGGCAAUGGAAAAUGUUUAGCUGAUGAGCGAAUGACCACCUUCACAACAUCGACGCCGACAACUUCGAUUUCAUCGUCGUUUGAUCUCGAAGUACAAGCUGGUGAUGAUCAAACUAUUAGUUUACCUACAGAUCAAGUUGAUUUAUCUGGACAGGUUCUUUAUAAAUCAAAUAAAACGAAAAUAGAGAUGUCAAUAUUAGCAAAUCGUAACUUAAGUUUGUUUUGGAUAUUGAAAUCUUCAACCAAUGGUGCUAAAAUCAAUCUAAUUAAUCAGGAAAAUUCACAAUCGCAUAUUGUUGUCAAACAAUUACGAGAAGGAAUUUAUGAAUUUGAAUUACAAUUGAAGAACAGAGAGGGAAUCGUAUUAGCAACCGAUGUAAUGAAAGUUCAAGUUAUUCCCACUACAACAACUGCGCCGCCUCUUAGUAUUCAAAUAGCAUCACCAGUAAGUGUUCGACUACCGCAACAAGUGGUUAAACUUGAUGCGCAUGUUGAGCCAUCAAGUCGGCCUGUGACUUAUCAAUGGACAUAUUCCAAGGAUGGUCCGAUUAUACCUAUACUCGAAGGUACAGACACAUCCGCUUUGUCAGUGUCGAAUCUUCGUCCUGGUAAUUAUUCGUUCCGCUUACAUGUUGUCGACAGUCUGGGCAAUGAACAAACAAAAACUGUUCAAUUAAACGCCAUCGGAGAACCAAUUGAAGCUCGCGUUGCUAACCGUCGUGAGAUUGUCUUUUGGCCGUCAAAUGAUGUUGUGCUUGAUGGUACACCAAGUAUCAUCGAACAACAAACACAAAUCUCGUGGAAAUUACUUUCGAAUGAUAAUAAACAACGACUUAACGAAAUUGAUAUAUUAUCUCCACAUUCUCUAAAAACAAGAGUGUCGAAUCUUCGUAUUGGUCAAUACAAAUUUCAGUUGACAUUAACAACCAAUGACGAAGAAUAUACAUCGAAAAAAGAUGUUCUUGUCGUUGUUUACACUCAAAAUGGUAAACCACCGAAAGUGUCCAUUAAUCUUGAAACAAGCCGUGUCAAUAUUCUGAAUAAUCUCAUCAUUUUGAAUGGAUCUGCAACAACUGCUGAUUAUGGGAUCGACCGAUGGCAAUGGAAAAAGAGUCCAUCGAGUCCAGCCAUCGGAAACUUUCUCAACAAUUCCGAUCGAUCGCCGAUGGCAUACGUAACGAACUUGAUCGAAGGUUCCUAUGUUUUCAUUCUUCAAGUUUAUGAUGAUCGACAGCAAAUGAGUGAAGCCAAUAUCACUGUUCGUGUUGGUGGUAUACCAAAUGCUGAACAAUUAGUUGAAAUCAUCUUUUUAUCUAAGCCAUAUCUCCAUCAACAAACACUUGACAAUCUUCUUGCGCAGAUUCGCGUUUUUCUCAUUGAUAUUCUACCAAACAUCGAUAUAGUCAUGAUUGGAAUGCCAAAAGAGAACACUUUGUUAAUAAAAGCAAUCGACUCCAAGACCAACGCGAUUGUUUCACCAAAAUUAGUUGCCAAUCAUUUACAAGACAAAAUCAAAUCGUUACGCUCGGCAUCAAAUAUGAAUAUCAUAUCUAUCGAUACUUAUUUAUGUUUAUCAAAUUGCUCAAACCAUGGUAAAUGUGAUCAUAAGACGAAGCAUUGCGUGUGCAAUCGAUACCGUAUGGAAAACUGGUUUAAAUCUCUCGUUCAAAAAGAACCCAAUUGUGAUUUUAUCGUGCAUUAUGUGGUUUUAAUAUCAAUUGUUACUGUUAUUUUUGCGCUUCUCUUUUGUUGGCUAUGUUUAUGCUGCUGUUUGCGUUGGCGUCGUCGUCGAAAUUUAUUGGAACGUCGAAAACGUAUUCGAUAUCAAUUAUUACACGAAGAUGACGAAGACAUUAAUGACACUGAAAGUCCACGAAGUCCGAAAGAGAAGCUCAAGAGUAAAUUUCGUUUGACGAAAAAGAAUAAAACCAAACCAUCCAAUUUGAUUAUUUCCGAAUCGGAUUGCGAUGUUUCAGAUGAACAUGGCGAACAAACACUUUAUGAUAAACCACUUCUUACCGCCAAACUACAAAUGAGCUCAUCCUUCGGCAAAAAUCGUGGAUUGAAAGUUCCAGUACAAGAUAGUAAUGGUAGUCCGAUGUUACGCAAUAGUGGACAAUCGCCAACAACCACCGACAAUAGUGUCGCUUAA